Messenger RNA from Spodoptera frugiperda (fall armyworm), 1519 nucleotides. Its product is annotated as RCC1-like G exchanging factor-like protein. The record is from RefSeq and is a predicted model, not a curated record. Bases 107 to 1468 code for a protein of 453 amino acids. The transcript has 7 exons. NCBI's taxonomy places the organism in Eukaryota, Metazoa, Arthropoda, Insecta, Lepidoptera, Noctuidae.
CUUUCAAAAAUUACGCGAUUGGAUUGGAAUGUCAAUGUAUUUAUUUUCCGCAUUAUAACCUAAAAAGACAAAAUAUUUUUAUUGAAAUGUGCUAAAUUAUAACAAAAUGAAUAAAGUUAAAGUGCUAUUACGAAAUAGGAGUCUAAAUGUGGUUAAAACCCGUUAUUAUGCAACAACAAAAAAGAAGAUUCCCGACCCGGAUGAGGAGGAAUCUCUACCAAUUUUCCAGUACCCUACAAGCAAGGCGUCAGACCGGAAUAUGUACUCUUGGGGACUUGCAGAGACAGGAGCACUAGGCAUUCACAUGCCUCGAGGAAAUAGGAACAGGAAACAAUAUAGGAACAACUUCUCACUCUGCUGGUACCCUAUGAGAUCUAGCUUUGCAGAGAGAUUUGAUGUAGAACAAAUUGCUGCAGGGUACGGCUUCACAGUAGCUUCCAUAAAAACAAAUGAGCAGUAUAAAGUUUUUGGCACUGGCAUCAACACAGACUCUCAAAUAGGCUACCAUGCACCUCGCAUGGGUCAUCCUUUGGAGUUACUGCUUAGUCCUGCACCAAUAUUCUUACCUUAUAAAUCAUUGGAAACUAAGAUCAUUGGCAUAGAUGCAGGACGGGCUCACACAGUUAUACUGACAGAUAAUGAAGGAGUAUUUACACUAGGCAAUAAUGCAUAUGGCCAGUGUGGUCGUAAAAUCAAUCCAAAUGAGGAGUACAAAGGGAGCAUGGUCUCCUACAAUAUCAAGAGUCUGGGCAAAGAAAAGAUUACUAGUGUAUGUUGUGGGCAGGAUCACACGCUGUUCAUAACUGAGAGUGGCAAGGUGUAUGCUUGUGGUUGGGGAGCUGACGGCCAAACUGGGCUCGGUAUAUUUGCUAACCAGGCUAUACCAGCCAAAGUGCAGGGCGAUAUUACAUCAGAGAAAAUUGUGAAGGUUGCAUCUACUGUUGAUUGUGUACUGGCUUUAAAUGACAAAGGUGAAUUAUUUGGUUGGGGCAACUCAGAGUAUGGUCAGAUUCCAAUGAAGGCUGGGUCGCAGCAAGUGAACAUGUCUUACUCUUUGCGGGAGUUUACUCGCGGCUUGGGCAAGAUAACUGACAUAGCAGCUGGUGGCUCCUUUUGCUUGAUAGUAAAUGAGGCAGGCGACGCCUUCGUAUGGGGUUUCGGCUUGUUAGGACUCGGCCCCAAUGUGGAACACUCGAAGAAACCAAAGCAAAUACCGAGUCCUUUGUUCGGACGCAAUGAGUUUAACACAGAGGCUCGGGUAGAGAAGGUGGCUUGUGGCAUAGGACAUUUAGCAGCUAUAACUAAUGAUGGACAUUUGUACAUGUGGGGCAGGAAUAGACAAGGCUGCUUAGGUCUCGGUUCCAGUAAAGACCAAUACUUUCCACUAAAAGUCUCCAUUGGCGGAUUUGUUCUAAAAGUUAUUUGUAGUGUAGACCAUUCUGUUGCAAUUUGUAGGCCAUUUACGUAAUUUAUUGAUAUUUUCUAAGACUGUUAAUAAAUAAAAUAUUAUGUUACAUUA